AUGCUAGUUGAAGCCGUCAGAUCCCUUCACCUUGUCCUGGUUCGGCACCAUGCUCACCGAAUGCUUGCGUGUGAAACCAUGUUCGGACCGUCCAAAGAGCCACCAGAGACAAGUCCGCAAUCUCGGCACAGCUGCUGCAAUAUAAUAGCGACCGUCGCUGCCCCAGCGCCGUUCAUCCGUAGCUGGGUUGUUGCCGGCGCCUGGGCUCUUACACACGCGCGGCACGGGGUAUCGGCGAGGCGGUUCCAUCCUCGACAUGGUGCAACACCCCGUGUCGCAAAAUCCCACCACCCGUCUUCGUCGCCGGCUGAAGAUGCGAUGACUCGGCAUGUCUUGGCAAUUCGUCUUGCGUGCGGGUUCAUGCCUUCUUGUCGUGUGCAGCCUCGCUGGUCUUGGACCAAAUCGUAG
This is a messenger RNA of Purpureocillium lilacinum, 408 nucleotides long. The record is from RefSeq and is a predicted model, not a curated record. Lineage: Eukaryota; Fungi; Ascomycota; Sordariomycetes; Hypocreales; Ophiocordycipitaceae.